CUGACUGAACACUUGACUAAUCGUUGAGACGCUCCCCCUACCACGCUGCCUUGCAUGUGCUUUGCCAUGAGUGUGUAGUCAUCUGAUUUAGAGGACUGAGAAGAGAGCGAGGCCAUGACGACGCUGCUCUGAAGACAUUUUUUAGGGUCUUGUACGGAAAAAAUAAAACCCUGUGUUAAUAUCGUUUGCAAGGGGCUCUGCAGCCAUGGUUUGACGCAGAAACUUGCCUGCUGCAGAAAUGCCUGGAGGCCAGUACCAGGUGGCGAGCGCCAGGCUCCACCACAGCCUCUACAGCCUGACGGACAGCUCUGAUGCUGGGCCUGAGGAUGAGGAGUCAGACAACCUCACUCCCCUGGAGAAGCUCACCAGAGAUAUGUGCAAGGACGAGCAGACCAUCAAGGAGCUGAUCAUAGGGCGCAGAAUUGGAUUCUAUAAGGUCCGCGGGGAGAUCGGCUACGGGACCUUCUCCAGGGUCAAACUGGCUUUCCACGCUCUGACGAGAGACAAAGUGGCUCUGAAGAUCCUGGAUAGGACGAGGCUGGAUGCUGAAGCCCAGCGUCUUCUCUCUAGGGAGAUCAGCAGCAUGGAGGCCCUGCACCACCCAAAUGUGAUCCGUUUGUACGAGGUCGUGGAAACGCCGAGACGCCUCCACCUGGUGCUGGAGUACGCAGGAGGAGGAGACCUCCACAGCAGGAUAUGCAGUGAGGGAAAACUGUCAGACAAUGCCAGCAAGAUCGCCUUCGCCCAGAUCCUCUCUGCCAUCAAACAUAUGCACAGCAUCAACAUCAUCCACCGGGACUUGAAAGCAGAGAAUGUCCUGUUCACCAUCGACGGCUGCGUGAAGGUGGCCGACUUUGGAUUCAGCACGCAGAUGUCAAACCGUAACAAUGCCCUGGACACCUUCUGUGGCUCGCCGCCCUACGCAGCCCCAGAGCUCUUCAGGGACGAGUCCUACCUGGGGCCUCCGGUAGAUGUUUGGGCAAUGGGAGUCCUGCUUUUCUUCAUGAUGACCGGCACCAUGCCGUUCCGUGCCGAAACCAUGGGCAAGCUGCGGCGCUGCGUCAUUGAAGGCAAUUACGCCAUCCCCCCCUGGGUGCCAGGCCCCUGUCAGAGGCUCAUAAAGGGCAUCUUGAAGCUGGUCCCCAGUGAACGAUAUGCUAUCGACCAGAUGCUGGGCUGUGAUUGGCUCUUACCUGUGGAGUUCCCCUGGUCGUUUCUCCCUUCCGACUCAAUGACCACCCUGCAGAGCCUGAUGGUCUCGGAGAACGCCAGCCUGGAAGAGGAAGUGGAGGAGGUCAGAAGCUCGCUGGAGAAGCUUGGCUUUACCGCAGAGCACCUGCAAAACAAUCAGCUGAAAGACAGCCGGAGUCCUGUCACCGGGGUCUACCGCAUCCUGCUUCACCAGGCCCAGAAGAAGAAGGGCUGCGACUCUCCCCCUGUAGUCCGAGGGAUGGUGAGAGACCCCAAGAGGGAGGGGCUCCGGGCAUACAGGGGCCUCAGGCACACCUCCAAGUUCUGUGUGCUUUCAUAAUAAAGCACUGCUUUUGCACAGACUUAUUUUAUACCAACUUGCAACAAACAGGAACAUUUUUAAGUGACUUGUAGCUUUUACAACUUUUAGCUUUUGAUAAAUUUGUUUCACUCCUCCUAAUGCAACUCAGGUGUCAACCUGCAGCAAUGCCCCAGACACCUUCUGCACUGUUUGGAAUACCCUAAAUAUUAAAUAAACAUGGAAGUGCCUAAUGAAAUUAAACAAAGGUAGUAAUCAA
This is a messenger RNA of Pelmatolapia mariae (spotted tilapia), 1769 nucleotides long. RefSeq names its product NIM1 serine/threonine protein kinase (gene nim1kb). NCBI's taxonomy places the organism in Eukaryota, Metazoa, Chordata, Actinopteri, Cichliformes, Cichlidae. Gene Ontology annotation, cellular component: cytoplasm. Gene Ontology annotation, biological process: microtubule cytoskeleton organization; intracellular signal transduction; protein phosphorylation. The transcript is spliced from 4 exons. The record is from RefSeq and is a predicted model, not a curated record. Gene Ontology annotation, molecular function: tau-protein kinase activity; protein serine/threonine kinase activity; ATP binding. The coding region runs from base 239 to 1531 and encodes 430 amino acids.